UGAAAGAUUAGUGGAACUAGCUAGAAGUAGAAAACAGUUGAGGGACGCAUCCAACCCCCUAGAAAUGGCUUCCACUGAAUUUUUAAAGAACUUUAGAUUAUCUAAAGAGGCGUUUGUGAACCUACUGUCCACUACAGAAAACCAGUUGCAGCAGUGCACCCGAGCCAAAUCGAUUCCUAAUAUUUUAAAGCUAGCCACAGUUCUGCGAUUUUGUGCUCAGGGAUUGUACCAAUUGAGUAUUGGUAAUGAAGGUAUGAUAGAACUUGCUCAACCCACUGUGUCUGUUGUGCUAUCAGAAAUAAUAGAUGUCCUGGAAAAUUAUAUUUGCCAAAGAUGGGUAAAAUUUAGUAGCACUGAGGCUGAUCUGCAACAAAGAAAAGCACAUUUUUAUAGCAAAUACCGGAUUCCAGGAAUAAUUGGCUGUGUUGAUGGCACGCAUGUUAAAAUUGUCGCUCCCAGGAAAGAAGUUCAGCAUUUGUAUUACAACAGGAAGGGAUUCUACAGCAUUAAUGAUAUGAUUGUAAGUAGACAUUUGCAUAUAUUUAAAUAUGAGUAA
Molecule: messenger RNA, 556 nt
Organism: Anastrepha ludens (Mexican fruit fly)
Lineage: Eukaryota; Metazoa; Arthropoda; Insecta; Diptera; Tephritidae
Exons: 2
Coding region: 65-556 (163 amino acids)
Source: RefSeq, a predicted model, not a curated record